UAUUUUCAAAUUUAGAACUGGUGAAUGCGGUCAUUCUGGAAGCCAUAGUUUACAAAGUGUAGUGCACAGUUCAACAACAGUGAUUGGGUUUGCUACUUCAUAGCAGCAGUGGAAAUGGAAACAUUGCUCUGCUAUUGCUACUUCUCUACUUGAAUGGAUAAGAAGCACGGCCAGAAUCGGAAAACACACGAGGACCUUUCUUGUUUUACUUGGUUCUAUGUUUCGUUGAGGCACAGAUCAGGUAGGAGAACUAAAAUAUGAACGAAGUGAUAUUUGUAGUCAGAGUAAUAGCACAUACAACAAUAUUAUGAUAGCCUCAACGAAACAUAGCACUAAUUAAAACAAGAAAGGCCUUCUUGUGUUUCCCGAUUCUGACACUGUUUCUCAUCUAUUCAAGUAGAGAAGUUGCAAUAGCAGAUCCACGUUUCCGUGCCACUGCUGCUAUGAAGUAGUGAACUCAACCACUGCAAUGGAUUUGUCACCACUGUUGCUGGGAGAUACCGAAGCGCUCUCUCCACCACGCACGAGCAACACAGAUGUAGCCCUACAUAGAAAGCGCUUUCAUGUGGCACUGCCUUACGAGGAGCGCUUUGUCUCCCAGCCAACAGUAACCACCAACACGGGUGUAGCCACUACAACAACAACAAGCAACACAGGUCAACAAUUUACCUUGUCUCACCUGCUGGAGAGGCAAAAAGAAAUGUUUGAUGGCGUCAUGGCCGCCAUUGGAAGAGUUGAGUCAAAGGUGGACGGAAUAGCAAAUGCUCUGGCCGAAAAGAUGCCCGAACGCGCGGAAGUUCAAGCUCAAGGGCAGCUACUGCGAGAGUGCAAAGUGGUGACCUCGAAAGUUCACCAAAGUAUUUCCCGAAUCACUGGAGAUGCUAUUAGUAAAGAGCAUACUUUGCUUCAAAGUAUGCUUCCACUAUCAUCCCAGGAAAAGUUAAAUACUUUGGAUAAUCUUUUGGGAAACAAACCACACUCCGAUGCGAUGCUGAACAUAAUUUUAAAAUUGAAGGGUGCUAAGGGUUGUGUGAAACACGUGUUGAGAAGCAUUUUUGCCGACACUCUACUCAUUUCAUACAAUUAUGAGCACAAAGCCAACAAAGCUCCACUUCUGGGGCUAAAAACAAUAGAAUUAGUUUUCGAUGCGUUUGUGAGUAUGCCCAAAAUUGACCUCAUUGCGGAAAUCAGAAAGCACGUAAGCCACAAUAGGUACAAACAAAUUGUAAUAAAAACAAGUAAGAAAGUCUAAGUUCGGGCGGAGCCG
Messenger RNA from Rhagoletis pomonella (apple maggot), 1267 nucleotides. RefSeq lists its product as uncharacterized. The transcript is spliced from 6 exons. The record is from RefSeq and is a predicted model, not a curated record. Bases 470 to 1252 code for a protein of 260 amino acids. NCBI's taxonomy places the organism in Eukaryota, Metazoa, Arthropoda, Insecta, Diptera, Tephritidae.